AUGGACUCCAUCAAGAACACUGUCAACCAAGCUACUGAGAAGGUCCAGGAGGGUCUCUCUGGCACCAGCAAGGAGGCUAACAAGGAGGUUGCCAAGGAUUCGAACGCCGGCGUAGGCACUCGUGCUUCCGCGGCUAAGGAUGCUGCGUCUGACAAGCUGGACGAGACAAAACACUCUGCCAAGUCUGAGGGUUACUCUGCUCAAAAGUGA
Fusarium proliferatum ET1 is the source of this 210-nucleotide messenger RNA. RefSeq names its product putative glucose repressible protein Grg1. NCBI's taxonomy places the organism in Eukaryota, Fungi, Ascomycota, Sordariomycetes, Hypocreales, Nectriaceae. Bases 1 to 210 code for a protein of 69 amino acids. The record is from RefSeq and is a predicted model, not a curated record. The transcript has 3 exons.